This is a messenger RNA of Pimephales promelas (fathead minnow), 1527 nucleotides long. The record is from RefSeq and is a predicted model, not a curated record. NCBI's taxonomy places the organism in Eukaryota, Metazoa, Chordata, Actinopteri, Cypriniformes, Leuciscidae.
GUGCAGCUUCUGGGGGAGUUAUUUAUUACAGCAAGUUCUCAAUCUCAUCAUACACAUCCUUCCUGCUGCUUUUCCUUCUGUCAGUUUUUGAUUAAAAUGGUUUUUUUCUGUGCUAGAAAAGUCAAAAUAAGCUGCAAGUCAAGCCUGUUUACUCCAGAGCAAGAAAACUGAGCUGGAGUCAGAGAAACAACGGAUUUAUGAAACUAAGUUGGAAAGAAGGCAUCUGCCGGUGUUGAAGCAGUUGUAUCCGCAGCAGGUCCAUGUCCCGCUGGAAGAGGUUCAGGGUCUGCUGAAGGUCAUGAGGACAGAGGCAGAUGACCGGAUGAUGAGUGCAGAACUGGAAAACGCCAUGCAGUUUAUCUCUGUGGACAUGCAACGAUAUUUAACUAACCAGAUCCAGCAGCUCAGAGGAGAGAACCAACAACUGAAGGCUGCAUUGAGACAGGCAGAGCUGAGACUCAGCACAAUGGCAGGAGAGAAGGCCUGUCAGCAGGCUGCGCUCUCAGAAAAGACCUGCAGUGUUGAUCAGCUUACUUUGGAGAAACAGCAGAGGACCGCUGAGCUGGAAGUGCGGCGUAUGCAGCUUAACCAGCUGAGAGAGGGACAGGAAGCUUUGAAAGAGCUAUUUGGCAGAAAGACCCGUGAGCUGGAACAACAGAGCCUUAACCUGAGGACUCAGGCCAACAGUUGGUUGAGAACCCUGGAGGGAGUUGAUGGUCAUGGUCUCAGGGUUGCUCUUGGGAUGCAGACGCAGAUCACUGCUAAAAGAGAGCAGAUUGAUUUUCUGCGAAGCCGAGUUCAGAUGCUGGAAGAGACCAUUGAGAAGCUCAAGAUGGAGAAGCAUUGUCAGGCAUUGCUGGUUAAGAGACAGACACAAGAGCUAGUGUCAGAGAGGGAGAGCAGGAGAAGACUGGAGUCAGAAGUGGAGACGCUGUGCUCACAAGAGCGAGACCUCAAAGGCAAAGCAGAGAAACAGGAUGCAGCUUUAUUCAAGAUGUCUGACAGUUUGGCUGAAUGUCAAGACUUUAUUUAGAAGCAGGAACAGGAGCUUAUGAGGCUGAAACUGCAUCAUACUUUAGAUUUAAAGCGUAUGUUUUUGGUCAGGAAUUGCAAAGCCAGAACUGGCGUAACGUCUCCAGAUCUCCAGUCAGCAGUCGUACCCAUCUUCCCCUCGCUCAGCAGAACGUUAAUGGCCUAAUGGAAGUGAGAGUGUGUGACCCCAUUGUGGAGCUGAACAGAGCUGUAAGAGAGCUGCGUGGCGGGAUUGUUGAAGAGCAAGGACCACACACUAGUACGAGCUUCAGGAGGAAACCCGAAGAAGACCACACAUCUAGACCACUAACAGAAACUAAAGAUGCUGGAUGUACCACAGGGCCAUUUGGGAGAAUAACCAGUAACAGGAUGCAGGUCUCCUGUGCACCUUCUCCUCACUUCUGAUCUUCCCGCUGAGAGAAACUAUUGGCCCCCUUCCAACGCUAAUCAGAUAUCUGCCAACAAUCAAGAUGAGCUCAAAGGACCGGGAUCACG